AUGUUUCCUCAGCCAUCCACCCCUCGCCACCUUUACACCGCCCAGUCCGCCGUUCUAUGUGAGCCUAGGUAUCCGCCCAGCAACUGGACUAAACAUUCAUGAUUUCAGCCAGUCCAAGUCCAGCUAAACUGUCGCAGAAUCACGGCUUCAGUGUGGAUUCGUCAGCAUAUCAGCAGGCCAUCGAUCGCCGCAAGGGAUUCAGGACUCGCGGGUCGCUGGUGGGUUACUGUAACUUUAUUUUUGGAGUUUUACAGCUUUUUUGAGGUUACGGUACCGUACAGUUUUUGAGGUUUUUGUACGAUACAGUUUGUGAGUUUACUGUAACUUUUAAAAUUAAAAAAUUUUUUAAAAUUGCGAAACUCCGUUAACUUUUGGCUCUAAGAUUAGGUAUUGAGUUACCCUGAGGCAGCUACUGUUACACGGUACUCUGAGAAGGAAUCUAUUUUCGCCUGAGGGGAUCUUUUGUUUUAUUUCGUAGCCAAAAAUACGACGACAAUAGAUUGGUUACCAGUAAACAAUUAGCAUUAACUUGUAACGAAAUUAGACAGGAUUCUUACUGUAACAAAUCAAUUCAAAUUUGAAUUAAUUUUUAAAUUUUAAAAACAUUUUUGUACAGUAUGUGAAUUGAAAGUUACAAAAAGUUACAGUAAACUUAAAAAAAUAUUUCAAAAUACAGUAUACCAAGUUUUGUGUAAAACUCGUAUUUUGUAAUACUCAAAAAGUACCCUAAUUUUCAAAAGACAAGGCUUUAAAACUUUAACUGCACGGUGCAAUGGUUUAAACUGCACAGUGCAAGUUUUUUCAAAGAUCUGCACGGUGCAAGAACCCUUUGCUUUUAAAGAAACACUGCACUGUGUAGUCGCUCUGCACCGUGCGGAUCUCCGAAAAACUUCUCAUUGCCAACUGCACAAUGCAGCCUUCUUUGAGUUCGCGACGUCAGCGACAGAAAAUGCACCGUGCAAAUUCGUCAAGUUUGUCGCAAAAGCCAUUUCAUUUGCGACAGUCGGAAAACGUCGCCACGGCCAUCUUUGCAGACGCAGUCACUGUCGCUGCGACAAAGUUCUUUACUCUUGUGAAUGCGACUCAAUCAUUUGCGUCGCAAGUCGCAAAACGUUGUCGCGACCGUCGCUCAAUUUCUUCCAAUUUGCGGCAAAAUGUCUUUCAACUUGGAAACAGCGACAAAAGUUGAAAAAAUUUCAAUUUGAAAAAGUUUUGUCGCGCUGAGAGUUGAGCGAUAAAUUUUGUAAUUAACGACAACUGAUUGGAUCUUGCGACAUUGCACCUUGAAUCUGACUGUCGCAUAGGCAAAGCGCAGCGACAAAUUGUCUUGUCGCUUUUGGAAGGCGAUGAGACUGUUUGUCGCUGCAUUAAUGAUUUACUCGAUGGAAGGUUUGCGACAAAAUUUUUUGACUGUCGCAAGUGGAGGGGUCCUUGCGAAAAACCGACAUUGAGGAAUUUUAGCCAUUGCACCGUGCAGUCUUUGUGUAAACUGCACGGUGGAGUGGUUAGGGAAGGAUUUUGCACGGUGCAAUGGUAGGGAAAGUUACUUUGCACAGUGCAAUGACAGACAAAGGGUUUUGCACGGUGCAAUAAGGGGGACGAAGGGUUCUGCACAGUGCAGUGGUUAGGAAAGGGUUCUGCACCGUGCAAUGGCAGGAAAAGUUACUUUGCACAGUGCAAUGACAGACAAAGGGUUCUGCACGGUGCAGUCUUUCAAAAGCUUUACGUUGCACUGCGCAGUGUUAAAUUUGUUUUUAAAGUUACUGAUAGUAUUGUUUAGGGUCCUACGAUCGCCUCAGCACCAUCAGUCGAACAAGAAGACUACCGCACGCCGCGGGUGUCUGUAACAUCAGUUAAAAAUGGCAAAAGUUUCGAUUUGGGAGCGGCCGAACGAGGACCUCGAGCUUCUGAUUCCAAUGGUCUUAUCAAGGUAGGGUUUUUUACAGUUAGACAUGAGAAACGGGCCUAACUUUCAGGCCCAGCCUGAUCAGAAAAUUUCUAGGCCUGGCCCGUUUUAAAAAUUUUUGAAAAUUUUAAAAUUUAAAAAGUAAACAUAGUAUCCAAUAAAAUCAAAAAACAUCAAUUUAAAUAAACAAUUUUAAAAAAUUUUUUAAUUUUUUUUCAAUGUGCAUUAGUACUGUAGCCGGAGGGCGUUUGGGAGAGAAGCGAAACUGUGUAGUUUAAUAUUUCAAAACAAACAAGUAAGGCAAAGAUUGGGCCAACUGUUUUCUCUUUAUUCGGGACUCAUUAAGGACUUUUUGGCUGCCGUCUUGGCUACUCCAAUCUCUUCUGGAUUAUCAGCCAAGUUCAGCCGGCUUCCUCCAUUUCUCGCCUUAGGGCUUCGCUCGAGAUUAGGGUUGGAGGGGAGAUACGGCUGGACUGGAAUUCAUUGUGUAAUAAGGGGGUUGUAUUUUAAUAUAUUAGCUGUUUUAUGACAUUUUAUAUCGGUUGUUAAGGGGAGGGUUUUAAAAAAAACUUUAAUUUAAGAAAGGUGGGGAGGAGUAGACGUCAAAAAAAUUUUUUUGAUACAUGAGUUACAUGUGGAUCUAUUUCUCGAAUACCGGUUUGGUGGGGUUGAUUCACAUCCGCCCCUUCCUCCCCUUGCUAGAAAUGAGGAACGGGCCGGUCCCAAUUUUCAGGUCCGUCCGAUAAAAAUUUUGCUUAGGUCCGGCUUGUUCCUCAUGUCUACUCCUAGCGACAUCUGUGGGGUAUAGUUAUUACUCAGUUUCACUUCCCUAAAUUGACUUUACUUUUUUUUGAUUUUGAAUUAUUUUUAAAAUUUUAAAAUUAUUUUGUCGCAUUCCGAAUGAAUUUUAAAAUUCAAAAAUAUAUUAUAGUUUAAACACUGACCAAGCACUACAAACACUUUGAAAUAGUUAAGAAAACAGGUAUUACACUUCUCCCCCCCCCCUUUCAUAACUUGAUGUUAUUUAUGCAGCACCCUUAAGCGUUGUUUUCCCUUACCUUAACUACAUUACCCUACUACGUUACAUAUAGCACAAUUCUCAGAUUAUAAAUAAAAAGGGGCGGACUGUUCCCAAUGUCCGCGACACCAGACUAACACCUAGACUGAAUGGCGGCCGAGCAGCGAGAACGGAGAGCGUCGUCCAUCCAUGAGGUCACUAAUCUUUUCUUAAUGCUCUAGGCAAUGAGGUUUUAAAACUGAUUUUAGCUUUAGGGAGUUGUGUUUUAAAGAUCAUUUUAGACUACUUAAAACUUAUUUUUAGAUUUAAAGUAUACGUUAGGUUGUUCAAAUAAUUCCGUGUUUCCUAACCCCAAAAGUUUUCAUUGAGAGAGGGCACAAAAUUAUUUGAACGAACUAUUAUAACAUGACAGUUUAAUACUGAUCUGCCAGCUCAUUUUAGAAGCUGCAACUUUAUUUUUUAAGUUUAGAUAGUACGAUAAUUGCGAUGCUAAAAUUGCUUUACAGACGUAUUUUACACGACAUUUUUUAAAAAAUUUUUUAGAAAAAAUUAAAUUUUAUGAAAAUUAUUUUGCCUUUUUACCUUUAACCCUACGUUACUAUCUAAAACUACUUUUUUUUGGAACUUUUAGGCUUAAAUUACUUUCUAAACUAUAGAGUUACAUAUGUUGCUUUACUUAAGUAAUCUUAGGUUUAAUUUCUUUUUCAGACCAAUUUUAAGGUUUCUAUUUAUAUUUGGCACUGUGUGAACCUCAAAGUUCAACAAACUUUUUUGAAAAUUCAAAAAAAGUGUCAUUGUUUAAUGUAAUGGUUUAAUAUAGUGUUCACUGUAAGAUAAUAAGCUCAAAAAUAUAAAUUAAACUAUGGUUGUUAUACAUAUUGGUAAGACAGCUAAAAAUAUAAUUAAAAAUACUAAAAUUGAGUAUAAAAAAUAUUUUAGGUUACAGUUUCAAGUUUUUUAAGAUGGUUAAUAUAAUUUUUGCUCUUUAGGUCAGCGCCGACUUCCUCCGACUUCAUGGCUCGCGACAACAGUUCAGGAACUUACUUUCGGCCAGGAAAAAGCUUGGCCAGAUGCCACCGGCCUACACCAGAAUCGACUACAGUCACGAUUCAUUUGACUCAUCAGGUAUGGGUUACUGUACAUUGGCUAAAUUUAGUUUUAGUUUAUGAUUGUAAAAUACGGUUUUUAUGACAUCUUUCAGGUUUUUGAAAGGAAGUAUUAUAUAGUUUUUGAGUAGUAAAGGUUUAAAAGUACAAGUUUAAACAAAAUUUUUAAAAUUUUAAGUUUGAAACAUGACAUAACACUACCUUUUACAUAGUAAAGGUAGAAUUAUGUCAAAAGAAUAUAAGGAGAAUGUUAUAUUUGUUCGAUUACCAAAACAAGUCUAAUUACUUUCACUUCAGCCGGUAAGGGAUUGCCAUUUCAAGGUCCGGUAAUUACAAUCGAAGACACGGCCGUGCCCAAGGGGCCAUCGUGCGGGCUCAGUAGCGCCGUAUCUUCAUGUCCAGAGAGUCAACGGUCUUCCAUCGAUGAUAGAGUCGCUGAGAAUGGGUUACUGACCUCACCCAUAACUCCAACACCUGUCAACAACAACAACAAUGUCUUGAACCGGAAUAACAGUCGGUAAGAUAGGAUGCCAAGAGAUAUGGUAAAAUACGCUUGGCAUUUUGUAAAAUACGAAUCUUAUUUAAAAGUACAGGUUAUAAAAGUUACAAUUUAAUGUGUAUAGAAAGUUAAGCAAGAUACGAUGUAUAGUAGGCAAAGUUAUGGAAAUGUUACGUAUAUAUCUUCGUAAAAUACACAGUAAAAUUUAGUUACUGAGUAUUUACGGAGAUACACGUGCAUGUAUCUAAAAUAACAUAAAAGAGAUUUACAUUAGAAAGGUUAUGUAUAAUAUAUACUAUGAACAAAAACAUAGUAAGUUGCAAUAAUAGUAGUGUUAUGCAUAUUUAAUGCAGUACACAUUUUGUAAAAUGCAAUAAAUAUGUACAUACAUACAUAUUAAGAUACAGACAAACAAAGUAUGAAAGACGUAUUAUGACACAAAGAUAUUAAAACAGCAACUUUUGAAAUGAAACACUAAUUUUAAAAUAAUUGAAAUAGCAUCAAAAAUAGUUCAAAUUACAGUACUUACAAUCAUAUAUUACAGCUACGGCGUUCCCAUCGACGAUGCGACAGUAAAAAUGAUCUACAAGAUACGAUCACAACGUUUGAAUACCAGAGUAAAAAUCACUGAUCGAUGUUUGAUCUUGGCCAUAAUUGGGGUUCUAUUUAUGGGAUUGGACUCUGAAAUGAACAUUAUCGGUGUUACCAAGGUAUCAUACUAUUACAUAUAGCGUUAUGUAAAUUAUAUUUAUAUAGAGGUUAUGUAAAGCAAAACAUAUUAUGUAUAUUACAAUGCAUUAAAAGGUAUUUUGAUGCAAAAAUAAUGGCGUAUACUUUCAGAACGAUCUGAUCUCGAUCUGUUUUCGUACUUUUGUCAUCUUUUCAACAUUAACUUUACUGGUCGAGAUUGUUCAUUACCACGUCAACGAGAUCAUGGUAUGUUCAGAUAUUUUUAAAACUUAUCGUUAUCUUACUGUAAAAUGUUUUUUAUAUUAACAAUGUAAUUACAGCUAGAUCUGAUCGACUGUGGAGCAGAUGACUGGCGUGUCGUAUGUACAUGGCGUCGUAUCUCUCGGUUUAUAAUCGAGUUUCUACUCUGUGCACUAUGCCCAUACCCAAGUACUGGUACUGUUGAGUGGUGGUUCGUGGAGCCAUCUCGAACAUGUACACAUACUUUUGUGAUACGAGAAGUACCCAUCGAUUUACUUUUGUCGCUAUUCAUGUUGGGGAGAGUGUAUCUGGCUGGAAGGUUUGUGGUGUUACACAGUAAACAGUUCCAGGUAAGUAGUAUAUUAUAUAUGUGAUAUAUUUACUGUUACACCUUUCUUAAGUACUGUAAUCUGAGUAGAUAUAGUCUUUUUAUUGUAACAUAAGUAACGUAUAUCUCUUUACAGGACGCUUCCACCCGCACCUUAGCGGCCUUGAACCGUAUCCAAGUCAACUUCACCUUCGUCAUGAAGUCGUGGCUAGACCAGCAUCCGAUGCGAUGUCUCUCGCUGUUCCUUCUGGUCUUCUGGUUCACGUUUGCUUGGACGUUCGUCCAAUGUGAACGUUUUGGCAGAGAAGAGGAGGCCAAAUGGCUGAUGUAUUCGAACGCCUUGUGGUUUAUCGCUUCUACCUUCAACGGUAACGGAUAUGGUGAUGUUGUGCCUAAGACUACAGCUGGCAGAAUGAUUGGCAUCUUUGUGGGACUUACUGUAAGUUUUUACUAUGGUAUUUGGGAUCUGAAAAGAUAUUAAAAUAUAUUAUGGCAGAAAAUGUCAGAAAUUUUUAAAAUGAUGUUUUUGUAACAUAUGGUGUGGUAAUGAUUAUAUGGUAUCUAUAUUAUUGUUUUUGACUUAAAAAUUAUUUUUAUCACCGGAAUAUUGUUAUAAUACAGUAAUAACACAUUGUUAUACGAAUAUAUUGUGCUAUUUUGGUACUUCUUUACAAUUCCUUGUUGUGAUUAUUAUAGUAGCUAUAGAAAUGAAUAUAAAGCUGCAGUAAAAUACUAGAUAAUACCGUUAAUUGAAGCGUCACAGACUCACUAAUCUCUAUAAUCCAAACAAACAGAAUGCCAAAGGCUUUGAAUACCUUGUGCAAAAUUAAAUUUAAAUUAUUGACAAUUUAAUUUAUUGUUUUAAACCUAACACUUUAUCCAUGAGGGUUGAUUAAGACCUUACUUUAUCUUAACUUAACGUAACAUUAACACUUUACCUAUAAUAUCAAUAUAACAUCAAUAUUGUUAUAGGGAGCGAUAAUAUCCUCGAUUCUGAUUGCCGUCAUCUCACGGAAGAUCGUGUUGUCCUCAGGCCAAAGGAAUGUGAACAACUUCAUGAAUGACUCCAGACUGACCAUUGAACACAAGAAUGCGGCAGCUCGCGUCCUACAAAAGACAUGGCACAUCUAUAAGAAUCUGCAUUCAAAUGACACUGGGGAUCGACUUCUGAGGCGACAUCAACGAGAGUUCUUGAACGCCAUACACAGGUCAGUACUAGUUUAUAAAGAUUUGACAGAACCUUAAUUUGAGGCACUUUGCCAGCCAUGACCAAGCUUGACUUAAGAUAUUGUGAAUAGUGAGCAGUAGAACUGUUGUGAAUUUAUAUUUUUUAUCGCAAAUGUAUGUGGUUCUUGAGGGUUUUUCAAGCAGAAUGCAUUAUUAUAGGGCUGAAGAUGAAGGUCUAUUAUAAUAAUCAUAUUUGUAGUUUCCGAAAGGUAAAGAACAAGAUCAGAAGCUUUAAUGAGAGCAACGACGUGUCGUCUCAGCAAGCUACACGGGUAUGUUAAUAUACUUUCACUCUUAACUUGAUUAUUAUAAGGGGACGUCUUAUAGGAAGACAAUAUUUUUUAGAAAAUUCUAGUAUUCUUUACAUUUUUAUCGUUUUUCAUAAGUAAACACCUUCAAAUGCUACUUUUAGAUACCUAAACUAAUAUAAAAUAACUCUUCUUUCAGUUGAUGCUGGAGAUGCACACGAACAUGCUGAAGCUGAUGAACACGCAAGAAGACAUGCGCACCCAGAUGGAGGUUAUGCAACGUGCCAUCCGCAAUCACUUCACUCAUCAGCACGCCGUCACGAUAGCGGCUCAAGACUAA
Messenger RNA from Bursaphelenchus okinawaensis, 7602 nucleotides. The record is from the annotation of a GenBank genome assembly. Lineage: Eukaryota; Metazoa; Nematoda; Chromadorea; Rhabditida; Aphelenchoididae.